Zerene cesonia (dogface butterfly) is the source of this 1573-nucleotide messenger RNA. RefSeq names its product LHFPL tetraspan subfamily member 3 protein (gene Tmhs). NCBI's taxonomy places the organism in Eukaryota, Metazoa, Arthropoda, Insecta, Lepidoptera, Pieridae. The record is from RefSeq and is a predicted model, not a curated record. Gene Ontology annotation, cellular component: plasma membrane. Gene Ontology annotation, biological process: sensory perception of sound. The transcript is spliced from 4 exons. Bases 154 to 990 code for a protein of 278 amino acids.
GAGUACUAGUUUAUUUCGUUAGUUGAGUGUCGUGUUUCAACGUCCUCGAACCGUCCAUUGCAAUUUGUACUUAACAUGUGGAACAAAUAAAUUCUUAACGACGGUUCUGAAAAAAUGUGUCAAUAGUGUUGUGUAUACGUAAAAACUAUCGAUAUGGGUUCAAAAAUCGAAUACGUCGAUUCGUCACAUUUAUACGCUACAAACUACGUCCGUAAUUCGAAAGCUAUUGGAGUGCUUUGGGCAAUAUUCACGAUUUGCUAUGCGAUUAUAAGCGUUGUUGCGUUUGUGACACCGGAAUGGAUUGGCGAUCUUGAGACAGAGUAUCCUAGAAAGUUUGGUCUGUGGCAGACAUGUAGGGCGGACGAGGUCGUUGAAGAUUGUAAAGGAAGAUUGGACGAUUUUAUGUCGAUAAAUGGAUUUGUUUUCAAAGUGACCACAGUGCUUGUUGCAGUAUCAGUAGCUUUGGCUCUGUUUACAAUAUGUUCACUGCUGUUGUUUUUCUUCUGUCAAUCGACGACCGUGUUCCACAUAUGCGGCUGGUUACAACUUUUAUCAGCGCUAUGCAUGGUGGGAGGGGUGGCGGUGUACCCCGCGGGGUGGAGCGAGCCCAUGGUGCAGGAGACUUGCGGGCCUACUGCGGACCAAUAUAAUAUAGGUCGCUGCCACAUCCGCUGGGCUUACCUGCUGGCAAUCAUCGGUUGUCUGGACGGCGUGGUGCUAGCGGCGCUGGCUUUCAUCCUAGCCACAAAGCACGUCAGGCUGCAGCCAGACACUAGCUACCCUUCGCCGUCCCUGUAUAAAGGUGAAGUGAACAACGCUUACGUGACGGACGCGACAUCUGUUGCCGGAUCGAGAAAAUCACUUGCGCUUCAACCGGUUUUAAUAAUGCAUCCCCACGCGCCGCUAGAUGUCGAUACAUACUCGCAUUAUUCAGGAAGAACCGCGCGCUCUAAACACGGAAUAUAUGCUAAUUCUAUGCAUAAUUAUUAAGAUUUAAUUAAAAAGUGAGCUACGAGUAUAUAUGAUGUAAUUGUGAUGCAAAAUCUACCGUUUGUGAAUAAAUUAUUCUCAUCAGGUCACUUAUAAAAAAACAUUUAAAUGUGUGAAAAUCAGCCCACAGAUGGCGUUAACUUAAAAAGAACGCACUGGAUCAUAUUUACAUUAUUUAUUAAAACGCAAGACCAGUCUUAAAUUUUUAUUUAAAAUUGAAAGACUGAAACGAUUCAGAGUAAAGUAAAGGUCUUAAGAAAAAAAAAUACACAUUCCACUGUAAUCUUAAACUGAAUAUAAAACAGCAGAGUACCUUAGAAUUUAUUUUUAUAAAACAAAGUAAUGAGUAACAUUAUAAUGUACAUAUUUUGAAUGUUAGAUAAUGUAAUGAUUUAAAACUGCCUUUAGAAUUAGUUCCAGUUGUAAAAACAUAUAAUAAGUACAAAAUUAUUGUUUUAUUUUAAGGAGAUUUUAGUAUGGAAUGUAUUAUUAAUUAUAUAGUUAUUUUUGUACAACGACUAUGAUUGUGCCUUUAACAUUGUGUUUAAUAAAUGUAAUGAAAAAUAAAAUUUAAUUUUAGUAA